AUGCUGUCAACGAUAGGAAACCCACGGCAGGCUGCAACGCAGCUCCUUAACUUUGCCUUAAUCCUUUCGACGGCCUUCAUGAUGUGGAAAGGCCUGUCUGUCAUUACCGACUCUCCAUCGCCCAUUGUCGUCGUUCUCUCCGGCAGCAUGGAGCCCGCGUUUCAGCGCGGUGACCUACUCUUCUUGUGGAACCGCAACAUCUUUUCCGAGACGAACGUGGGCGAGAUUGUGGUAUACAAUGUGAAGGGGAAGGAUAUUCCAAUUGUGCAUCGGGUGGUUAGAAAGUUUGGCACAGGACCGGAUGCAAAGCUUCUCACCAAGGGCGACAACAAUGCAGCAGAUGACACCGAGCUCUACGCUCGUGGACAAGACUAUCUGACUAGGAAAGACAUCGUUGGGAGUGUCGUGGGCUAUGUCCCGUUUGUGGGAUACGUCACUAUCAUGCUGUCCGAGCACCCAUGGCUCAAGACAGUAAUGCUAGGAUUGAUGGGUUUGGGGGAGAGUACGUGGAAUCCUACGGAACUGAUUCUUGGUCUGUCGGGCACACCGGCUUUACUUGCUAUGCUGAUGACAUUGAUCGACUACUCCGUUAUGUGGAGGUCGAAGCUCCGAAAAGCCGCUAACCCAGGAGUUGGCAUCGCCAUUCAUCUCCUUACCUGGUUUAUCGACUCCUUUGCGAUCUGGAUUGUCAGCUCUUACACCGAUACUUGGUGUGAUGAAGAGGGAUGCAUCUAUCACUAUCCAAUCAAGAAUACCCACAAGCUCGGUGCUCGCAGUAUCCUCUACCUGAAAGUUCUUCUGGCCUUCGAUUGCCUCUUGGGCGCCAUUUCCUUCAUCCUUUUUGUCGGUUGUUGUGUCGAAACACACCUUGUCAAUAAGGCCAAGGACAGGCACAGGAAGACUCCACUGUUGGUAUAUGUGCCGUGCUCAGACUCGGGGUUCGUACAAGGGCCUAAUUUUUGGCAAGUCAAAUCGGCUGUUGACAAUGGCCCUAUUCGUCUUCAGCCCGCACUGAUUUACGGAUGGGGCAUCAUGAAGGAGGCCUCCAACUCGGCUCAACAGAAGGGCUCGCAACAGGCCAUCCCGGGGGUGUUGUAUGGUUAUCCUGAGCCUGUUGCUCCUCCCGCUUUAAAGGGCAAUAACGCUUUGUAA
This is a messenger RNA of Thermochaetoides thermophila DSM 1495, 1152 nucleotides long. RefSeq lists its product as uncharacterized. Gene Ontology annotation, cellular component: membrane; signal peptidase complex. The transcript is spliced from 6 exons. Lineage: Eukaryota; Fungi; Ascomycota; Sordariomycetes; Sordariales; Chaetomiaceae. Bases 1 to 1152 code for a protein of 383 amino acids. The record is from RefSeq and is a predicted model, not a curated record. Gene Ontology annotation, molecular function: serine-type endopeptidase activity.